CUGCUAUCUGGUCGUUCGAUAAGACUCAUUAUCGGCUCGCCUCGCCGGGUGUUGGAUGGCGCAUGUCGAUGUCGAGUGACUUGGGGCGAAGCCGACGUCGCUAGCACAUGUUGCGGAACGUGCAGAGGAGAGCGGGGCGGAGGACGGGAGCGUCAGGGACGGCGGCGGUCGGCAGGCGUCAGCACUCCGCCGCACCAACGCACACCGGCGCGCGCACGCACACACGCGCGGCAUCUACGGUCACACGACGCCCGCGCCCAAACACCGUCACCGGCCUUAUCGUGGCCAUCUUUAAACGAGCACACUGCACGCCAACCAAGUCGGUACGAAUUCUUUCCUCUCGCUGUUGUGACGACUGUUCUCCUUUCUUUAUCCUUUGCGCGUUGCUCGGCGCCCACCUUCCUCAAGGUUAUGGUAAUACCCGUCAGACCGGUGAUAUGUUGGCUAGUCGACCUCAUCACAUGA
Messenger RNA from Danaus chrysippus (African queen), 465 nucleotides. Lineage: Eukaryota; Metazoa; Arthropoda; Insecta; Lepidoptera; Nymphalidae. The record is from the annotation of a GenBank genome assembly.